GCCAUUCGCUUUAAAGGGGCGGGGUCGAUGCAACAAGAAUAAUGCAAGUACGCAGCACGAUCGAGAGUCAGGUUAAGCCGUUGUAUAAAGAUUUGCUGUGAAGCUCCAUGUUUUUGUGGCAUUACAUUAUUGUGUUCACUAUCAUUUCCAGACCGCAAUUAUUCGGAAUGACCACUUCAGCUGUAACGCCAACAAAGUCCUCCUGGUCAAUCGGCCUGGGCAUUUUCUUGCUUGUCCUCACUCUCAGCAUCGCCCUAAGUCUGCUGCCUUUACUUGUUGUUCAUUACCAAUAUGCUGUUGAAGCCGUCUUGCACGUUAAUAUUUCUGCAUUCUUAGUCAUCGCAUUCUACAUCGCGGAGUAUCUGCAGAAGAUGUUUGCAAAAUAUUUGCAACUCGUGCUCGACUCUGUGGUUUACGGCGCGUUGAUUCAACAGCCAGUAACUGAUGGCAAAUCUGCACGAGCCAUGAGAAAGUCGGACUCUUUGAAUACCAUUCUGAAAGUGGUGCUGCUUAAAGGUCUUCCGACUGUUCUGACAGCCAUGGCGACGUUCAAGCAGUUGGGGUAUCCUUUAUGUUGUUGUUGUUGUUGUUGUAUUUAACGCCGUGGCGGCCGGGCUAGAGCCCUUACCGCAGACCUCCCGAAGGGUAUAUGGCGUGGAGGGCCGUGAGCCAAGGCUACCUACUCUACAGUGUGGAUGCUGCUACCGC
This is a messenger RNA of Colletotrichum godetiae, 708 nucleotides long. RefSeq lists its product as uncharacterized. The transcript is spliced from 2 exons. The coding region runs from base 108 to 599 and encodes 163 amino acids. Lineage: Eukaryota; Fungi; Ascomycota; Sordariomycetes; Glomerellales; Glomerellaceae. The record is from RefSeq and is a predicted model, not a curated record.